AUUAAUAGAUAAUAGUGAAUUAAAAGUCAACAAUCUUCAAGGAAAAAUCAAAAGAUAAGGAUAUAAGGGGAAGUCAGAAUUUGUAACCUCUCUACACAAGUUUUAUGUGCAUACUUUUCCAAGAAAAUUUGGGAUAGAUUGGGACCUUUUUUUCCUUUACUAAAGCAGAUUCUUUUAAUUGAUUUUCCUGCAACACCAAAGUAAGUAAACUCAUCCUUGCUUAUUUUGGCAAUAAUGUAUCCACCUCCAUCCUUGAUUAUACUCAAACUCCUCCUUUCCACUCUUCUUCUUGUCACUCCAUCCCAAUCUCUCUCGCAAGGCAACCACGAAGAUGAUCACGAGUCGUCGUCGCUCUUCUGCGAAAGCUGGCGGUUUUCUGUAGAGACUAACAACGCCGGAAAUUGGUCAACUAUACCCUCCCGUUGUUAUGAGUUUGUAAACCACUACAUGACCGGCGAUCGAUACGUGUCAGACUUAGGCGUUACCGGGAGAAAUGCGUUGGACUAUGCUAAAACCGUGGAUAUAGCCGGCGAUGGGAUGGAUGCUUGGGUCUUUGACAUUGAUGAGACCCUUCUCUCGAUGUUGGCUUACUAUAAACUUCACAAAUUUAGGAGCACUACCUUGAAAGUAGAAGUAAAGUGGGGGUUGCGGCAUAAACUAACCGUGUUGCCGGCAAGUUUGAGUCUAUACAACGAGAUUCGUCAACUUGGUUUCACCGUCUUCCUCUUAACCGGCAGGCCUGAAUGGUUAAGGAACCAAACUGUAACAAAUCUAUUGUAUGCCGGGUACAAUGACUGGGAAAGAUUGAUUCUGAGGCAGUCUUAUGAUGAAAGAAAAAAGGCUAUCGAUUACAAAUCUGAAAACAGAAAGCAGCUAGAAGAUGAAGGUUAUAGAAUCCAUGGCAGCUUGGGAGAUCAAUGGAGUGACUUGCUUGGAUAUGCAACUGCACAACGAUCGUUUAAAUACCCUAAUCUUAUGUACUAUGCCGCGUGAUUUUGUUAGAGGCAUUUGAUUAAAAAAUAACGCGUUUGCUUCAAAUAAUAUUUACAUUUUCUGUUUUAAUAUAUUUCAUAAUUUUUUUUUUUA
This is a messenger RNA of Spinacia oleracea (spinach), 1086 nucleotides long. RefSeq names its product acid phosphatase 1. The record is from RefSeq and is a predicted model, not a curated record. The transcript is spliced from 3 exons. Lineage: Eukaryota; Viridiplantae; Streptophyta; Magnoliopsida; Caryophyllales; Amaranthaceae. Bases 235 to 993 code for a protein of 252 amino acids.